AUGAAAAGAAAGACGACUGAAGGCUCAGGAUCCGAAUCAGACAGCGAUGCCGCACCGGAUAUCGUCGAUGUCGACUUUGACUUUUUCAAUCCCGAGCAGAUCGACUACCACGCCUUGAAGAGACUUUUUGGACAGUUGUUUUCCACUGACGCAGAGCUUAUCAACUUGGGUGAUAUUGUGGAUAUCCUUUUGGAGGAAAAUCAUGUGGGCACCACUGUCAAAGUGGAUGGCCAGGAAUCCGAUCCUUAUGCUAUCCUCAGCAUCAUCAAUCUGAAUCAUUUCAAGGAUAAUGAAGGUGUUAAAUCAUUACGAUCCUAUCUGUUGAGCAAAUGUCCCAAGAAGAAUGCCGACACCAUCAAUGCAAUCAUGGCGCCCGAAUCCAAGAAACACGUAGGAUGGGUGGUGUCAGAGAGAUUCAUCAACAUGCCUAUGGAGAUCAUGCCCCCAAUGUAUAACAUGAUGCAAGAGGAAACAAAGCAAGCAAAGCAAAACGGCGAGGCUUAUGAUUUUGAAUGGUACAUGUUCAUUACCAAGACUUAUAAGGAGGUUGAACCUGUGGUGGAUAAGGAAGAGGGCGAAGAUGAGCCUGUUGAGCAACCCAAGAAGAAGGCAAAGAAAAAGGCAGCAUCAGCAGCAGAAGGCGUAUUGGAACAAGACACCGAGACAUUCUACUUUCAGCCUGAAGAUGAAGUGAUCAACAAGUACGCACAACAUCAAUUUGACUACAAGUUCACCAACCGUGAAAAGGAAUCAUCAUCAGAUGCUCGACGGGCCUUUUCUGAUUUUGGCAUUGCACCUUUUCGACGUUUGAUGUUUGUCCACCACUCCAAGAUGGAUGCUCUGGUUAAGGAAAUUGAAAAGACUUGCUCGAUGCCCACUGCUUAG
Molecule: messenger RNA, 885 nt
Organism: Lichtheimia ornata
Lineage: Eukaryota; Fungi; Mucoromycota; Mucoromycetes; Mucorales; Lichtheimiaceae
Exons: 4
Coding region: 1-885 (294 amino acids)
Cellular component (GO): nucleus
Source: RefSeq, a predicted model, not a curated record